Paramecium primaurelia is the source of this 269-nucleotide messenger RNA. The record is from the annotation of a GenBank genome assembly. NCBI's taxonomy places the organism in Eukaryota, Ciliophora, Oligohymenophorea, Peniculida, Parameciidae.
UAUGAAUGACAGCAAACUUAAGCUUUUAGAAUAGCAAAACUUAGCAAUUGUCUUUGAAGUUGCAGGAUUGAGACCAGCUUAUCGAAGAGGAGGAUAACCUAUUAUAAAUUCAGAUAAAGUAGAAUAAGGUCAUCUUAAAAGUACUAUGGAAGUUCAAAAAAUAUAUUAACAACCAUUACAAAAUAAUUAAAGUAUUAAAUCUAAAUAUUUCAGGUUUCCAAGUUUAUGGUUCUUAAUAAGAAUUAAUAGAAAUCAAUUUAAUUGAAUGA